GAUGCUUGCUCUUUGCUCUUGCCAAUUUAGUUUGUCUUGUGUAUGAUGAUACUUCAGUUUUGUCAAAUCAUCACAGUCAUUCUAUUUUUUUAAGUGUGUUCAUGAAAUAACUAAAAAUAUUAUAUUGAAUAAGUGAAGCAAGUAAAAUUCAGCAAAAUGAAUAUCACUUCUGCCGCGGGGAUUAUUUCCCUGUUGGACGAGCCUAUGUCAGAGGUAAAAGAAUUUGCAUUGAAGAGGUUGGACAACAUCGUUGAUGAAUUUUGGCCAGAGAUAUCAGAAUCUAUCGAAAAGAUUGAAAUUCUUCAUGAAGACAAGAUAUUCUCUCAGCAUCAGCUGGCUGCCUUAGUUGCCAGCAAAGUGUAUUAUCAUUUGGGUGCAUUCGAAGAUUCUCUGACGUACGCCUUAGGAGCUGGUGAUUUGUUUGACGUCAAUGCACGAAACGAAUAUGUUGAUACGACUAUUGCAAAAGCAAUUGAUUUUUAUACUCAAAAAAGAAAAUUGUUGUUCGUGGAUAACACUGGAGAGCCCAUUGACCCACGUUUGGAGGCCAUUGUUAACCGUAUGUUCCAAAGAUGCUUGGACGAUGGACAGUAUAGGCAGGCACUUGGUUUGGCUUUAGAAACUCGCCGCAUGGACAUAUUCGAGGAAUCCAUCAUGAAGUCUGAUGAUAUAGCAGGAAUGCUUCAGUAUGCCUUCACUGUUGCAAUGAGCCUUCUGCAGAACAGGGGCUUCCGUAGCACAGUAUUGCGCUCUCUAGUGGGACUUUACAGAGGGCUCAAUAUACCAGAUUAUGUCAACAUGUGUCAAUGUCUUAUCUUCUUGGAAGAUCCACUUUCAGUAGCUGAAAUUCUGGAUAAACUCACACAUGGCCCCCAAGAAUCAGUUCUCAUGGCUUACCAAAUAGCUUUUGAUUUGUAUGAUUCUGCAACACAACAGUUCCUUGGCAGAGUUUUACAGGCUUUGAGGAGUACGGCUCCUAUUCCAAGUGCAUUAGGUGGAAAACCCCAACCCCAAGGUGGACCUUUUCCAGAGGCUUCAAUGGAAGUUGAUCAACAGCAGCCUGAAGAAGCUAAAAAACCAGAAAGAGACAUUGAAAGCUUGAAUGAUGAAGAAAAAGAGCACCAAAAAAGAGUUGAAAAGCUUAUAUCUAUUCUUGGUGGUGAGGUUUCUAUUGGACUUCAAUUACAAUUUUUGAUUAGAUCAAAUCAUGCUGAUAUGCUAAUUCUGAAAAAUACUAAAGAUGCCAUUAGAGUCUCCAUCUGCCAUACAGCAACUGUUAUAGCCAAUGCCUUCAUGCAUGCUGGCACCACCAGUGAUCAGUUUUUGAGAGACAACCUUGAGUGGUUAGCAAGAGCCACAAACUGGGCUAAACUAACAGUAACUGCAUCUCUUGGUGUCAUACAUAGAGGUCACGAAAAUGAAUCCUUAGCUCUCAUGCAAUCUUAUUUACCUAAAGAGGCUGGUCCAUCAUCAGGGUAUUCUGAAGGAGGUGGCCUCUAUGCCCUUGGUUUGAUUCAUGCCAACCACGGUGCUAAUAUCAUAGAUUAUCUUUUAACACAACUUAAAGAUGCUCAAAAUGAAAUGGUCCGACAUGGGGGCUGUCUUGGCUUAGGUUUAGCUGCAAUGGGAACUCACAGACAAGAUGUAUACGAACAACUUAAGUUUAAUCUAUACCAAGAUGAUGCUGUGACAGGUGAAGCCGCAGGUAUAGCCAUGGGAAUGGUUAUGUUGGGCUCAAGGCAUGCAGCUGCAAUUGAAGAUAUGGUAGCAUAUGCACAAGAAACUCAACAUGAAAAGAUUCUACGUGGUUUGGCUGUCGGCAUCGCUUUUACAAUGUAUGGAAGGCUUGAGGAGGCAGAUGCACUUGUUCAGCAACUAUUGAGAGAUAAGGAUCCAUUACUGCGACGCGCCGGUUGUUACACUAUCGCAACUGCGUAUUGUGGUACUGGAAACAAUGACUCCAUUCGUACUUUGCUUCAUGUUGCGGUGUCUGAUGUCAAUGAUGACGUUCGUCGUGCUGCUGUUACAGCUCUCGGCUUUUUGCUGUUUAGAACUCCAGAACAAUGCCCAUCUGUUGUGUCAUUAUUAGCUGAAUCUUACAAUCCUCAUGUACGUUAUGGAGCUGCUAUGGCUCUAGGCAUUGCCUGUGCUGGAACAGGAAACCGUGAAGCAAUUGGCCUUCUAGAACCUAUGGUCAAAUUCGACCCUGUCAAUUUUGUAAGGCAAGGCGCUUUGAUUGCUUCUGCCAUGAUACUUAUUCAACAAACAGAAGCUCUUUGUCCUAAAGUAACAUACUUCCGACAACUUUACGCCCAAGUAAUAUCCAACAAGCACGAAGACGUCAUGGCGAAAUUUGGCGCUAUCCUUGCACAAGGUAUCAUCGAUGCAGGAGGACGCAACGUUACAGUGUCACUUCAAAACAGAACUGGUCACAUGAACAUGCUUGCUGUAGUAGGCAUGUUAGUUUUUACACAAUAUUGGUAUUGGUUCCCACUGGCUCAUUGUUUGUCACUGGCAUUCACACCAACUUGCCUCAUUGCUCUAAAUUCUGAUUUGAAGAUGCCUCAGAUGGACAUAAAAUCUAAUGCGAAGCCGUCUCUGUAUGCCUAUCCUGCUCCCUUGGAAGAAAAGAAACGUGAGGAGAGGGAAAGAGUCACUACUGCAGUAUUGAGUAUUGCGGCGGCUAGAGCUCGCAGGAGGGCGCACGGGGCUGAGGGAUCAGGUACCAGUAGUAUAACAUCAUCCACCACAUCCAAAAUGGAUGUAGAUGAAGAGGAGAAGAAACCAUCCAAAUCUCCAAAUCCGAAUAUAACAGUACAUGGAAAAACUGAUAAAGAUGCUGGUUCAUCUAAAGAUGGAAAAAAAGAGGAAAAGGAAGUUAAAGAAGGCGAAGAAAAAGAAACUAAAGAAAAGAAAGAGCCUGAACCAACAUUUGAAAUUCUCAAUAAUCCAGCCAGGGUCAUGAGGCAACAAUUGAAAUGUAUCACUAUUGUAGAUGGAUCUGGUUUUUCUCCUUUGAAAGACAUCUCUAUUGGAGGCAUUGUAAUGCUCAAUCAUUCUGGAGAUGGAGAGCAAGUGCUUGUAGAACCUGUUGCUGCUUUUGGCCCAAAAACUGAAGAGGAAAAAGAACCAGAACCCCCAGAACCUUUUGAGUACUUAGAUGAUUGAUAUAAUCUCUUUGAUUGAAAACUAUUAUUAAUUUUGAUUGUAAAAUGUAUUGAACAAGCUAUAGAUAUUCAAGUAACAAUAUAGAAGUACACUCAACUACUAACUGAAAAUUAAUAUUAUGAUUCUUUGUCUAAUAAAGAAAUAAAUAUGC
Molecule: messenger RNA, 3319 nt
Organism: Chilo suppressalis (striped riceborer)
Lineage: Eukaryota; Metazoa; Arthropoda; Insecta; Lepidoptera; Crambidae
Source: the annotation of a GenBank genome assembly